Messenger RNA from Sebastes umbrosus (honeycomb rockfish), 1775 nucleotides. Its product is annotated as interleukin-1 receptor type 2-like. The coding region runs from base 51 to 1475 and encodes 474 amino acids. NCBI's taxonomy places the organism in Eukaryota, Metazoa, Chordata, Actinopteri, Perciformes, Sebastidae. Gene Ontology annotation, molecular function: interleukin-1, type II, blocking receptor activity. The record is from RefSeq and is a predicted model, not a curated record. The transcript is spliced from 9 exons.
CCCUUAGUCAUGUCAAAAACUUGAGCACAGUCACCAUAGUAGCACCAAACAUGACACCGGUUCCUCCCGAGGGAUUAGAGUGUUCAUUCACAGAUUUACAGGCAAGACUGAGCGGGAACAUUCAGUUGCGUAAAUCUGUGUUCAGGAAUGCUGGGCAUCCUUCCAGUUCCAAAGUGUUACGUAGCGUUUUGGAAGAGGUUUAUGCACAAAUGACUCCUGAAAUACCAGAACAUUUGUCAUCUAUGUCUGCGGGAGAGAGGAGAGGUAGAGGGAGGGAGGGUGGGAGAGAGGAGAAGCAGAGAGAGGAACAGACGGAAAUAUUAGCCAUGGGCCAGCAUUCAACACUGGGAAGCCUUCUGCUCCUCCUCGGGCUGUAUGGGAUCUGUACAGGACUUGAACAGGAGAACUGUACCGACUACAAAGUCCAGUUUGAGAGGGUUUUCUCUGUUCCCGGGGACAUGGCUAUGCUGAAAAGCACCCUGCUGUCUCCAGACAUCUUCAACUUCACAGCUGUCCCUUACAACGUCACCUGGUACGACUCGACGGGCCGAGAAAUGAGCAACCAGAGCGGUCGAGUCCUGGUGCGCGGCGAGACUCUGUGGUUUCUUAACAUAACGCUGGACGACACGGGAGAUUAUGUGACCGUAGUGAGAACUCCGUCUUGGUGCUACAUUCAGACCACUAAGCUGAUAGUGGAGUUGGCAGUUUCUGGAGAGUAUGGAAGACCAAGGAAAGCUCAUCAACAACUUACAAAGGGAGUCAAUGGCUUCCUGUCCUGCCCUCUGAUGAGCUACAUCCGUAAACUGGACAGCUACAGCAUCUCUUCCUCCAUCACGUGGUACAGAGGUUCUGACCCCAUCGUGGAUGGGAAAGACAAGUAUACCUACAUAGCUCCAAACAAACUGAAGAUUGACGAGGUGGAACUUAAAAGCGCCAAUUACACAUGUACUCUGACCUUCACUCUCGGUGGUGUUGUGGGAUCCGUGUCAGAGACCAUCGACGUUUAUGUCUCAGAGAAGUACUAUAUGCUUCCACAAGUGCACGAACCAGCCAAUGAAACAAUCAAGGCACAGAUUGGGUCCAGUUUCACCAAACGGUGCCAGGUGUUUGUGCCGUGUGUCGGGAGUCCCUCGACUACUUUCGCUUGGUGGGACGGAGAAAAUUUCAUUUUGACGACCAACCCCUCUGACCGCAUCUACACGACAGAGAUAAAUGGAAGCAGAGUGGAUGGUCCUCCUCAAGGUGUCUGGUUGGAGCAGAUGCUGAUCUUCUCUGAGCUGAGGGAGGAGAAUUUCCACAUCAACUACACCUGUAUAGCGAUGAAUGGCAGGGGACAUCCUCAGGGCUAUUUCACUCUGUUACCAGCAGACUCCACAUUCACAUGGCUGGUGGUAGCUGCGGUGGCCGUGUCCUGCUUCCUGACUGUGGUUUCCAUCUUCCUCUACGUCCUCUUCAAAUCUACGACAACUGAAUGAAAACAGGACUAAUGUAGCCCAGUUAAACACCACCGCAAACUACAACCUCAAUAAUAAACAUAUAGCUAUUUGUAAUGAAUAUCUCUCUGACAGUGUCACUUAGAUUUUGCAGGUGUACCCAAUAAAGUGGCCAAUGAGUGUAUGUCAUAAGCUGUAUAUAUACUGUAUAUGUGUGUGCUUUUUUCUAAAUGUAAUAAAUGUUCUCAGGGAAGCAUCUUGUACAGUAGAAACGUGUUCAGUCCAUUUGCACAUUUACAUGGUAAAUCUGACUAUAAUAAAAGAAAGUGGAGUGAGAAAAUA